Molecule: messenger RNA, 948 nt
Organism: Mercenaria mercenaria
Lineage: Eukaryota; Metazoa; Mollusca; Bivalvia; Venerida; Veneridae
Product: cobalamin binding intrinsic factor-like
Exons: 4
Coding region: 104-541 (145 amino acids)
Source: RefSeq, a predicted model, not a curated record
UUGAAUGCAUAUUUCUGGACUUUGAAUGGAGAUUGUCACGGAAAUAUGUAAUCAAACUUUGUGAUUUUGUUAGCAAGCAAAGAAGUAAUUUUAAAUACUGAACAUGGAUACAAAACUACUGGUCAUUGUGUUAUGCUUAAUGGUAACUGUAUCUUGGACACAAGACGAUCAGUGCAAAGAAGGUAAACGCUGCAGAAAAUUCUUCCAGUAUACCAUCAACAAUCAACUACAAAAACCAUACUUCAGGUCCAGCAUCAAUCUGAGGGUCUAUCCUUUCGUGCGAAUGAUCAGAUACAUGGAAGAGGCCGUAUUGAUAAACCCAGAGGGUUUUAUAAAUUUCAGAGCAAAUUUUACAUCACCGUACGGGUACUAUGUUGAUACGAUUCAUCUAUUGACCGAAGCCUAUAAAGUCAACAAAACCUACUGGCAGAUUUCAAAUUCUUCUGGUCCCUUAGAUGUCGGUGUGAGUUCCUACAAACCAGUACCCGGCGACAAAAUACUGUUUAACUUCACUCAAGGAGGUCACUGUGGAAGAAAUUGAAUAAUAAAAACUUUUCUGUUUGAAAACAGGAGUGUGUGAUAAGGUUCUUGUUUGCUUUCUUGUGUACCUAUUCAUAUAUCUAUUAAGACUUUAUUAAAGACUCUCUUCUUAAAAAAAAUCUUAUUUGAAGUUAAACGUAAGUUUUGAUUUAUUUAAAAAUGUACGAUUUAACAUUCAGGUGUGUUAUUCAGUAUAUAUUUUUUUAUCAGAUUAACUAAUUUAAAUUUAAUAAUAAAAAUUUUAUGAAGAUUUCCGGUAAAGGAAAAUAUUUUCUAAUUGCAAACAAAUCCACUUUGAUUUCAUCUAAGAGUUUGUAUUAAAACAAUGAUUAAAUGUGUAUGUUCGUAGGUACAUUGUGUUUGUCUUUGGCAGUGUAAUGUUUGGUCAAUAAAAACGAUCAGUAUCAA